GAGUAAACUUGACGUUAGCAUCCGGUUUUCAAUAUGACUGUAAAGCAACUGUUCGAGUGCGCCAGCGGCUCUGGUACCUGCAAACUACCAAGUAGACAUACGCAAAGGAUGAAAAGCAAUAGCACUCUCCUAGUCCAAUUGGAAUGCCGCUGUUGCAUCUUGGCUGGCGGCUACUUCCGUAAUGUUUUGUGAACGCGACUAAGACAAAAAUCGGAAGUCGGAGGGGAAGGUGCUGUCGACAGAAAGCAGAAUGAACCAUGGGGAGGGGAGGGUACACGUUCACCAUGGCCUCCCCAAUCGUACAUCAUUUGCGAAACCCGCGUAUUCACAGGAGCACUAUUUACAAGGGCUUGUGGUAGUGUGUGGUCCGUCAUUGUAGCCUGCCACCUCCCGUCGCCACAACUCCGCCACCAUGUCUCUCCUCCUCCGCACCCUCCUCGCAACCCACUCCUUCCUCACCUCCCUCGCAACAUUCUUCACACUCACAUUCACCUCCGCCAACAGCCGCCGUUUACUACCUCCGCCACCACCGCCAAUAGAGCUAACGAACAAGAAUGCGCGGACGAGGGAGCAUGUUGCUGUUCUUUUUAGGAGGGGGAGAAAUGGGGAAAAUGGAGGGGAAAGUGUGAAUUGUAAUGGGCGGACAGACGGGGAUGGCAAGGAAGGGGAAGGGUUGGUUGAGGAAGUGGAGAGGAUUGUUGGGUGGUGUUUGGAGGCUGGGGUUAGGGUGUUGACGGUCUUUGAUGAAGAGGGCCUCCUAAAAACCAAAGCCGCCCACCUGCACCGCGCCCUCAAAUCCACCCUCAGCCCCUCCAUAAAGCAGCCAUACACCAUUGGAUCAUCCACCCCACCACCACGGCCAGAGGAAUCUGACCCUAUACUCGUCCAAGUAUACGCCAGCGGCCGCCGUAUCCCCAAAACGACAGCUGAACAACGCAGAGACGAAGCGGUCGACGUCGACAGCGCGCAUAAUUCAGAUGACGAGGGGGAAACUAUCGACCUGCACAUCAACAUCGUCUCCCCAACCGACGGCCGACAACCCCUCGUCGAUGCUGCAAGGGCGCUUGCUCGCAAGGCAAUCACCAACACAUCUCCCACCAUUGUUGAUGUCGAUGUCAUGGACCGGACACUCCAUAAAGGACGAGACGCAUCCCUCCCAAUAAACAGGAGCGAACCGCAACUCGUCUUCCUGACACAUACAGAUCCGGAGUUUAUCACGAUUGGGAAUUUUAUGCCAUGGGAGAUCCGGUUGUCGGAGUUUUGGCCUGUACCAAGUGAGCUGACACAGGCGGAGUUUGUGGAAGGGUUGCGGCAUAUGGCGUCGUGUCAGCAGCGGUUCGGGAAAUGAAGUGAAACGGAUAGCCGAACACCUCAAGACCAUUGACCCACCCGAUAGACAUACCAUUCACGACAUCUAGAAUAUUCUCAUUCAUUUUUUUGGGGUUGCGGUUGGUCAAAGUACAUCCAGCACCCGAGACCAGAAAGAAUAUAA
Molecule: messenger RNA, 1492 nt
Organism: Fimicolochytrium jonesii
Lineage: Eukaryota; Fungi; Chytridiomycota; Chytridiomycetes; Spizellomycetales; Powellomycetaceae
Exons: 5
Coding region: 413-1348 (311 amino acids)
Cellular component (GO): endoplasmic reticulum membrane; dehydrodolichyl diphosphate synthase complex
Molecular function (GO): ditrans,polycis-polyprenyl diphosphate synthase [(2E,6E)-farnesyl diphosphate specific] activity
Source: RefSeq, a predicted model, not a curated record